Molecule: messenger RNA, 1417 nt
Organism: Fusarium odoratissimum NRRL 54006
Lineage: Eukaryota; Fungi; Ascomycota; Sordariomycetes; Hypocreales; Nectriaceae
Exons: 8
Coding region: 110-1213 (367 amino acids)
Molecular function (GO): methyltransferase activity
Source: RefSeq, a predicted model, not a curated record
CGACCAGCGUGGCGUGUUCCCUACGAAAUGUUUGACCUUCUCCUCACUUGGCUUUUCACUCAUCCGAGAAAUUUGCUCAUCGAAGUGCUACGCCAAUAAUCACAGUGCCAUGUCCUCUCCUCCUGCGCCUGCACCAAUCUCGUCGUCUGACCAGGCUACUCAGACAUCGCCUUCAGUUGCAGAUGCAAACACGCCAGAACAACCGCUUGAGCCGGCUGCCCCCCCUCAACUUGAUCAUGAAACGGUAGAUGACGAUGAUUCUGCCGUGAGCGCCGGAGUCGACUCAUCGACGGCAUCUGUUGCUUCGAGUAUCUUGGAGUACCGAAAGUUCAAGGGAAGGUCGUAUCAUUCUACCUACCACGAUAGUAGCUAUCCGAUUCCCACUGACGAGCAGACCCUCGAGAACUUUGAUCUAAUGCACCACUUCUUGACACUACUCACUGACGAUAAGCUGUAUCUGGCACCUAUAAAGGACGAUGUUCAGAAAGUACUAGAUGUUGGUACGGGAACAGGAAUUUGGGCAAUAGACUAUGCUGAUGAGCACCCAAAUACCGCUGUCAUCGGUACAGACUUGUCCGCUGUACAGCCAGACUGGGUGCCCCCCAAUCUCAAGUUCGAGAUCGAUGACUGCACUAAGCCCUGGACUUGGGACGCAAAUACCUUUGAUUUUGUGCAUAUGCGUUACUUGUUUGGUGCUAUUCGAGACUGGACUGCACUCUUCAAAGAGGCAUACAAUGCAGUCAAGCCAGGAGGUUGGGUCGAGUCCUGUGAGUCCGAGCCCAUGACACAUAGCGACGAUGGCACCGUGACCAAUGACGGAUCAACCGCUCUGGGAGGAACCUGGGAUAAGAUGUUCAUUGAGGGAGGCAAAGCAACCGGAUGCUCUUUGUCUGUCCUCACGGAAGAUCUCCAGAUGAAGGCUAUGAAAGAAGCUGGCUUCGUGGAUAUCCAGGAAACAUUCUACAAGAUCCCGUUCGGUUCAUGGCCCAAAGAUCCCAAGAUGGCGGAGAUCGGCCAGUAUGCGAAGCUCAGUCUAGAAUCUGACCUUGUUGGCUAUUCACAAAUGAUUUGGCAUGAAGUUCUGAAUUGGCCAGCCGAGGAGUAUCAGAUUUUCCUCAUGCAGGUACGAAAGGAUCUUAGGAACAAGAAACUUCACCCUUACUUCAAGGUUCGCUUUGUCUGGGGCCGCAAACCUGAGACCGAACAGAAGUGAGCGUCUCAGAAUAAUCAAAAGAGGGGUGUUUGUUUUGGGGGAGUAACUAGUACUGCAGAUGGUGAAAAACGCUGGGCUGUCCAGAUCAGAAAAUCAACUACAGACAUUACAGAUUACACUAUCACAAUUUCAUGGCUCUGAAGAAUCUCAGCAUGUUGCAAGAAUAAACAAUCUUUUCUGAUAUCAUGCGCUUUCCAGUUGCUA